Molecule: messenger RNA, 2286 nt
Organism: Malus domestica (apple)
Lineage: Eukaryota; Viridiplantae; Streptophyta; Magnoliopsida; Rosales; Rosaceae
Product: subtilisin-like protease SBT3
Biological process (GO): proteolysis
Molecular function (GO): serine-type endopeptidase activity
Source: RefSeq, a predicted model, not a curated record
AUGGAUUUGUCCAGCAUGACCACACUUCUGUUGUUAAUGCUGUUGCAGAUCAACAAUGCAGUAUCGAAUGUUGAGGAAAUCCAGACGUACAUCAUUCACAUGGAUCAUUCCCACAAACCCGAAUCGUUCUUAACGCACGAAGCGUGGCACAAGUCCACCGUAAAGUCAUUGUCGUCUUCGUCUCCUGCAGAAAACGGUGAUGGCAGUGAAAUGUUGCUGUACUCAUACAGCCAUGUCAUGCAUGGGUUCAGUGCAAGGCUCACUCCUUCUCAGUUGUCUAGAUUGGAGAAAUCCCCGGCUCAUGUUGCCACGUAUCCCGAGUCUUUUGGCAAGAUGUUCACAACUCACAGCCCUAAGUUUCUUGGACUUAGGCAGAACCUCGGUCUAUGGCCUAAUGCCUCAUUUGGCCAAGAUGUGAUCAUAGGAAUUAUUGAUACAGGAAUUUGGCCAGAAAGUGAGAGUUUCAGCGAUAAGGGAAUGUCAGAGGUGCCAUUAAGAUGGAAAGGCGUGUGCGAGAAUGGAACUGCAUUCACCACGUCUCUUUGCAACAAGAAGCUCAUUGGUGCUCGAUCUUUCAGCAAAGGGCUCGAAGCUGCAGGCAUACCGAUUUCCAGACAAUAUGACUAUGAUUCGCCGAGAGACUUCUUCGGUCACGGAACACACACAUCAUCGACAGCUGCAGGCAACCAUGUGCUCAGUGCAAGUCAUUUCGGAUAUGCAAAGGGCACGGCAAGAGGGGUGGCGCCACGCGCCCACGUUGCCAUGUACAAGGUCUUGUGGGCGACAGAUUCAGAAGAGAGUGCAGCUAGUGAUGUGCUUGCCGGGAUGGAUCAGGCGAUUUCUGAUGGUGUUGAUAUCAUGUCACUGUCUCUUGGCUUCGACGUCUCUCCUUACUACAAUGAUAUAAUUGCCAUCAGUUCUCUUUCAGCAGUUGAGAAGGGAAUUGCUGUUGUAUGUGCUGCUGGGAAUGAUGGUCCUUCUGAUAACUCAACACAUAAUGGAGCACCCUGGAUCACAACAGUAGGAGCUGGCACACUUGAUCGUACUUUCACUGCAACAUUGACUCUAGACAACGGCUACACAGUUGAAGGAGAAUCAUACUUCCCCGAAAGCGUUUACAUUGCUGAUAAACCGUUAUACUACGGGAAAGACAGCGUUAGCAAAUCAACGUGCAACUUUGGGGCAUUAGAUCACAAAGAAGUGGCUGGAAAAGUAGUCUUCUGUGAUAAUCCCCAGGGGGGUGACAUUGAUGGACAACUUGAAGAGGUAAAAAACGCAGGCGCUUACGCUGCAAUCUUUGUGUCAGAUAUGCCAGAUUUGUACGCUGAAGACUUCACCAUUCCUGCUUUGGUUCUACCAAUGGCGAAAGGCUCUUUAAUUAAGGAGUAUGCAACAAGAGCCAAUACAACUAAAGUUAAAACCCUUACCUUUUUGCACACCAAUUUGGGGACAAAACCGGCACCGGAAGUAGCGUCUUUCUCUUCAAGAGGACCUGACCCCAUCACCCCAAGCAUUCUAAAACCCGACAUUCUUGCUCCCGGUGUUGAUGUACUCGCUGCAGUUGCACCUAACAAGAUGUUGAUGGAAGUAAACAACUAUAAUUUGGCUUCAGACUAUCAACUAAUGUCAGGGACAUCAAUGGCAGCACCCCAUGUUGCAGGAGUUGUAGCUCUCCUAAAGGCUGUUCACCGCGAAUGGAGCCCUGCUGCCAUUCGAUCAGCGAUCAUGACCACAGCGUAUAACCUCGACAACACUAGAACCACCAUAAAAGACCAACGAGACGGUCUUGCUGCCACACCUUUACAAUUCGGUGCAGGCCAUAUCAACCCGAACAGAGCCAUGAAUCCUGGACUCGUCUAUGACAUGGAUGUGCAGGAUUAUAUCGAGUUUCUAUGUGGCCUCGGAUACACUACCAAGCAGAUGAGCGCUGUGAUCCGACGAAAUCAAUGGAGUUGCAGGCAACAACCUACUGAGCUAAACUACCCUUCUUUUAUAGCCAUCUUCAACAGCACAGACAACUCUCCGAAAGCAAAAAACUUUACCAGGGUUGUGACAAAUGUGGGAGAUGAUGCAUCAAGUUACUUUGCAUUCUUGGAGGUUCCUAAAGGAAUGAAGAUCGCAGUGGAGCCUAGCACUCUAACAUUCACGGGACAGAAUCAAGAACAAGGUUUCGUGUUGAGAGUAGAGAUCGAUAGCAACGCUCCGAAGGUGACGUAUGGGUAUCUGAAAUGGAUUGAUCAACAUAACCACAUAGUAUCAAGCCCGGUAGUGGUCGUAAAUUACUAG